GCUUGGUUUACACAUUCAAAGCAACCGGCUCAACACAUAGACACUAAAGACGCUUCACACCACCGUUGAUCACACUUUGCGCCUUCUAGGUCGUGUCUCUAAUAAACAUGGCGGACUAAAGGAGGCCGAACUCCUCCGCUUGGUCCAGGCCUUCGUUAUCAGUAAGAUUACAUUUGCAACACCCUAUUUGCAUUUUCUUAAAUCAGAAUCCGAUCAGAUUGACAUCCUUUUACGCAAAACGUAUAAAUUCGCUUUGGGGGUACCCAUACGAACCUCCACUGAAAGACUUAUGCGUACUGGCACUUUCAACACCCUUGCUGAACUCACAGAAGCCCAUCUUGCAUCGCAGUAUAACAGACUUUCUAACACCGUGACAGGCCGACACAUUCUACAAACGCUUUCUGUCACUCCAGCACCCAUCACCAAAGCUAAGUACACCAUUCCACACCACAUACACGAGAACCUCUACAUUCCCCCACUUCCUAAAAACAUGCACCCAGUGCACCACAAACAGCGCAGGCGGCAGCGCGCAAAGGCUCUCAAAAAACAAUUCUCCUCCUCAAAUGAUGUGCUCUAUGUUGAUGCCGCCGAUUACGGGAACAGGAAUUAUUAUGCGAUAUCAGUCAUCCGCUCUCACGGCCAGGUCGCUGCGGCCGCCUCCAUUCCUGCCUCUUCGUCGGAGGAGGCCGAAGAGGCGGCCAUAGCCCUGGCCCUCACAAUCCCUAAAUCAUCUGUUGUCGUGAGUGACUCCAAAACAGCCAUAUAUAACUUCGGAGCGGGCAGGGUGUCUAAGCCAGCCCUUUCCCUGCUUUUGGCCCAUCCCCUCGAUCAAAUUGUAGCAUUAAUCUGGACUCCCGCGCAUGCGGGCCUUGCCGGAAACGAGGCGGCUCAUGCCAGUGCCCGAGGAUUUACCGUCCGGGCACAAGCAUCCGACAUGUCGCAACUCGCUACGGAGGAGGCACCGUUCACUGCGCGGGAUCGGCUUAUUUCAUUCCACGACAUCUGCACACGCUACCGAUUAGAACGUUUAACCUUUCCGCCACUCAUUCGCAAAUCCCCGCGCAAGUGCGAAAUUCUGUGGCGACAGCUACAGACUCGCACCUUUCCUUCCCCAUACCUCCUACACCGCAUUUAUCCCUCCAGUUACCCUUCUCCCUCUUGUAAAUUCUGCGCCGCUUCUACAGCAGACUUAAACCACAUCAUGUGGCGCUGCCCUAAAAACCCUCUUCCUCCUUUCCUGGCACGCCUAAUUUCUAGUGAGGAGCAGUGGGAGGCUGCCUUGCGCAGCUCGAGGCCCGACAUUCAGGAGGCCAUCCUGGAGUGGGCCGAGAGGGUGGAGGAGGCCUACUUGAAGUAG
This is a messenger RNA of Rhipicephalus sanguineus (brown dog tick), 1357 nucleotides long. RefSeq lists its product as uncharacterized. The transcript has 2 exons. Gene Ontology annotation, molecular function: nucleic acid binding. Lineage: Eukaryota; Metazoa; Arthropoda; Arachnida; Ixodida; Ixodidae. The record is from RefSeq and is a predicted model, not a curated record. The coding region runs from base 290 to 1357 and encodes 355 amino acids.